AUAACAGUUACUUUGUCAUUCUGUAAAAUUUGAAAAGUAAAUUAGGUACCAGCAAAUACAUUAAACAUGAUUUACCUGUCUUGAAGAAGUUGACCGAACAUUUUUUCCGGUUUAAAAUCGCACUCUGGUGAUAAUUAAAUUAACAGUUUGCAUACUCGAUCCACUUUUUUGAAAAAAAAAUGAUUUCUAGCGCAUAGCAGACGCCGAACAUUUGAAUACGGUUUCCCUUCGAUCAUCCAUCAGUUCAAAUGUUGAUGCACAUCUGUUUUAGGUUCGCAUGAAUUCAAUUUCCUGUUAUGAGGACCCGAGUAUGGAAUAUUAUACGCAUUUACUUAUUUUUUACUUUACUUAUUGUUCAUUUGUCAGCCGGAAAAGGCAAUACCAGGCGUAAAAGAUUGCUGCAUUUUCCAGAGAAAACCAACGUUGUGCUGACUAUGUCCUUGCUGAAAUUGUUUCCUUCCGAGAAUAUUCUCAAUACUUUGACAGAAUACGACGUGUUAUUUCCAGUUCCUCUGCAUCCGUAUAAACUUCCAAAUAAACGAUUCAAACGUCAUGUCGAACGAAAUGUAAUAUUUCAAAAAUUGGAAACAAUUGCCAAUAUAAUGGGUUUUGAAGGAGAUAGUAGUUUGGAAAAUUUCAUCUGCGCGAUUAAAAGUUCUUUUAACCAUGAAAGUAAUGUGCAAAAUGAUAAUCUAUUGAAAGACGUGGUGUACAUUCUCCUCAACCUAGAAAACAAUAAAGAAAAUUGUACGCAGCGGUGGUAAUUUGCACUGAAAUAGAAGAAAAUCUGAUCAUUUUUAAAAAUCUAACAAAUAACAACCUAUAAAUUCAAAGUUAUUACAAAAUAUGAAAUGGUGAGAAAAUUGUAAAAAAAAAGUCAAUUUAUUUAUGCAAAUUAAAAUAUUAUGUGAUUGAUUCAGAGAUGGCGCGAUUCCGAUUUUUUUAAGGAGUCGUGAGAAUCGCAUGAAUCCGAUUCCGGAAUCGGAUUCCAUUUUCGAUUCACCUGACAGAUGAAUCGAAAAAUGUGAAAUCUGACUCUUUUCAAGCAGGAAUCGCAAAUGUAAUAUGAUUCGCGAUUCCGGUGAUUUGAUUCUCGCGACUCCGAUAUUUCGAUUCUCGCGACUCCGAUAUUUCGAUUCUCGCGACUCCUCAUUACGAUUCUCACGACUCCUCAUUACGAUUCUCUAGACUCUCACAAUGAACGAAAUCACCCAAUGUACCUACUAUCAGAAGUGAUUAAUGCAAUUUUACAGAAGCUUACAUUUUAUGAAGAAUUUUGGAAGGGUGUUUCUUUUUUCUUUGCUGUUGCUUUUCCGAGGUUUUUCCUUUCCUGAGGAUGAUGCUGAAGUAGAAUUUUUGUUCUCCUGUGGAACAUAUAGAAAGCAGCGUUGUUGCGAUUCGAGUCGCGUAAAGAAUCGCUAAUAGAACCGCGGAGCCGCGGCUCUUUCGCGAUUCUCUCAUUACGAGAAUCGCAAAACACAAUUUUGCGGUUCUCUGCAUUUGCGGCUCCCAAAUUUUCAAGAUUACGCCAAAUAAAUGUGAAAUUUUACAGCUGACUUCUUCAAUUUUUCCCCUAAUAGUCCGGCAUAUGACAAUAGGAGUAAUUGCACCCCCCGCCGAUCCUCUGGGACAACUUUUUUCUUAAAGGGGACAUCCCAAGGAACAUUUUAAAGCAAACUUGCAAAAAAAAAGUUGGUCUGACUUACAAAACGAAGGCCAUUUUGAUUGACAG
Molecule: messenger RNA, 1732 nt
Organism: Planococcus citri (citrus mealybug)
Lineage: Eukaryota; Metazoa; Arthropoda; Insecta; Hemiptera; Pseudococcidae
Exons: 4
Coding region: 297-764 (155 amino acids)
Source: RefSeq, a predicted model, not a curated record